UUUAUCAAAAAGUAAAUCACCGACUGGUAGAUGAUUAUGACAAUAGAAAUAGAAAUUUUCCUACGCAGCAGUUGUUCUCGGACUAUAUAGUGAGGGCGACGGGACGACGGUGUUACUUCAAUAAUUUGUUGUCAUAAGGGGCUGCUAACUAAAGAAACAUCAGUCUAUUAAAGUCACAAACAAAUUAAAGAUGCAAGUCUUGCAUGCGUUUAUUUGCAUGGUGCUGUUGCUAGGCAACACCUUCGCCGCAUGCCCACAUACACAGACUGGUCUGAAAAAAUGGUCAGAUGCUGCCACCUGGGGAACAGCCGGGAAACCGACGGAAGGACAAAAUGUCGUCAUAAAUGAUAAGAUUUUAAUGGAUGAAAGUCCGCCAUCUUUGUACAACGUCACAAUAAAUGCCGGUGCAUUGCUGACAUUUAAUCCUGACGUCACCAUAGAUUUCCGUGCCGGGAACAUAUUUGUAGAUGGAACAUUUGAAAUCGGAAGUAGCGAUUGUCCAUAUAACGGCUCACUUACCAUCACACUUACAGGAACUCGACAAGAACAUGAAGGAGAAGCAGAGCCGAAGGGAAUCAUAGUGAAUUCAGGAGCUACCUUUAACAUUUAUGGCGAGCCUCGGUUGGCUUGGACCAAGCUGACUAAGCAUAUUCGACCCCCAACAACAAGGGCAGAUGGCAUUUUAUUCGAACAUAAGCUCGAACCAAGUUACCAGGUUGACGGAAACGGUGUGUUUGCCUAUACAUUUACGAUUAACGGAACUGACGUCACGGUGAAGACAUCUGGGCUUUAUUUUAUGAAAACCCAGGCUACUGAACUGGCUGCACAAAUAAAUGCUGUCGCUGAUGGCGAGGUUUUUAUGCUGGCCUCUCAGGAAAAAGUGUCCUACAAGGAUCCAAGCAAACAAGACACUUCGGCGUUUGAAGCUUUAGAGACAUUAGCUGGAAUGUCUGGAAAUUGUCUCCUGCGAAGCGUUACACAAGAUGGCGCCACCUACGCAUUCAUUAUUAAGAAAGGAACACCAAGCAGUCUCCAGGAAGUAACCAACCCACUUGGUACUACAUCAUCAGUUAAGUAUAAAGACAGUGACGAUCUGUUUUUCACUGCUGAGUCUAUAGGGGACACAGCCAUCUUUAGACAGACAGUAAAUUUCCAAGUUGCCAGUAUAAAUGCGAUUUACCCAAAGGUUGACUUACUGGAUGACUGUACAACAUGGCGUGAUGGUGACAAGAUAGCAUUUGCAUCCACGGAUUAUGACCCUGAACAAUCAGAGGAGAGGACCAUUGUACAUUGUCGAGAUUGUACCGUCAAUCAAAUCAGAAUCAAUGAGCCUCUGAAAUUUUGGCAUUAUGGUCAGAUCUAUAAAAAUCUGGACAUGAGAGGAGAAGUUGCAUUGUUGAGCCGUAAAAUUGUGAUACGCGGAGAGGUGCAGUCCACAUGCCCGACAUAUAACGGAAACUGUGCCAAAGAGGCUGUCCGAAACAUGGAUACGUUUGGAGGUCACAUCCUGUUAUUGAAAGGAUUUAUAUCGGCUAAGAUCGAGAACAUCGAACUGUAUAAUAUGGGACAACAAAUGAAUCUAGGACGUUACCCAAUACAUUUCCACUUGUGUCUGGGGGAUGCAAGGGGCUCAUAUGUUAAAGGCUGCAGUAUCCACAACACGUUCGCUAGAUGUGUUACAAUACAUGCCACGCACGAAAUCUUGGUACAAGACAACGUAUGUUAUGAUCACCUGGGACAUGGAUUCUUCUUGGAGGAUGGUGCCGAAUUCAACAAUACAUUCGACGGUAAUCUUGUGUUCAAUACCAGGAAGGGAACUGGUGAUCUUGAACCUAGCGAUGUAGAACCCGCCGGCAUGUGGAUAACGAAUCCUCACACGUACAUUCGGAACAACGUAGCGGCUGGAGGAGAAGGUUUCGGUAUCUGGGUGCUGUUCCCGCUCGAACCCUUACCACCAUCAAGACAGUACAACCUAAUGUCACCUUAUGAAGCCAGAAAAACGAAUCUACUCGAGUAUACCAACAACGUGGCUCACUCUAACAUCGGGAUGGGCAUGAAACUCGGUGGAAGAAUUGAGGAAGAUCGCACCACAUAUUGUUGUAAUAACUGGCAACCAUUGGAAAAUCCAAAAGAUAAUGGUUCCAAGCCAAUCGAUGUAUACUUUGAACGUAUUUCAGGAUACAAGAAUAGUAAAUUUAACCUUUGGUUUGAGGGCAGUUUACUCCAAGUGUCGAAAAUUUCGACAGCUGACAGUAUUAGCGGUGUUAUAAUCUCAAACGAAAAGAUGACAGCAUUUGCGGGAAGACUUCAUCAUUCCGUAAUUAUAGGAGAAAGCGACAAUUACGGUGUUCCCGGAGUAAACUUCACUAGAAGCUUCCCAUUACAUGGAAAAAUCUAUGAUCCACAUUCUGGACUGGCAAUGUGGAGAGGACCAUGUAGAUAUGAUAACCUCUACUUUGACGGCUACCCGCCAAAUAAACAUUAUGAUAUUGCAGCUAUAAUGAAGAAGAGAGUGGAACGCUACUAUUUCUCGGUGACAAAUAAUUUCAAAGACAUACAAUUUGCCUUUGAUGACGAGCCUAAUGGUGCCGCUUACGCCAUGUCCGGAAACAAGACGGAUAUAGGCUGGGAGAAACAGAAAGAUGGAGAACUAGUAAUGGGUUUUACAUGGUAUAAGAAAACGGGCAAUGUAACGGAAAAAUGGUAUAUAGUUAAGCCAGACGUUUUGUCCCGAACUGCAGACGAUUGCAAAUUGAGACCAAAUUGGAGAUUGGCGUUUUGCAAGACCAAAUAUGGAAAUUUCCGAGUAAACGGAAAUUUCUUCAAUCUGGGAUCACGUGGUAUUUACGUCCUCGACAAAUACCCUGUCGGACAACAGGAGUAUAUUCUGGAGAAGGCAGGGGGGCCUCAAAUUGUAAUUGAUGGGACUCGGUCUUACACAUUCCAUACAGUAGGAGAAGUUCCGAAUUGGAUGAAAAUGACAGCAGAAGGACUUGAAGUGGGAGACAAAGUAAGAAUAGGUUUUUGUGUACCUAAAGGAGCAACAUGGACAUUAAGCUCCUCGUACCCUCUGAAAUUAAAAAAAAUGGCCGAUUUCAUAGAAGUAGAUUCACUCGCUGAACUUGACAAAGACGAGCCUGGCAGGAACGGAAAGAAGUAUUACUUCGACAAUGCCACUAGCAUGGUUUACUACAAAUUCUAUGGUGCUACAAACCGAUCAGAGAAUGAUAACCAGGUAUGUGGUGGUGGUAUAUGCCCGAUGAUACAGCUCACAUUGGCUGGUAAUCUUUCUGCAAACAAUGGCGAUUGUAGGUCUACCCUUUACAGCGCAGAGCAGAUGGCCCUUGUCCCGCCUGAGUUACCAUUACUGACUGAAACGUUUGUGGCAAAUGCUGGACCAGAACCUCCUGCGGAUUUCGGUCACGGGUCUUCCCGACCUUUUACUAGUCGAUCAGCAGUAAAUGGUAAAAACGGCCAAUGGUCUGAGUGGUCAUCUUGUUCGGUAACUUGCGGAAGUGGAUAUCAGUAUAAAAAACGUGAAUGCAACAACCCGAUGCCGCAACAUGGUGGAACCCCGUGCCCCACACCCCAUUAUAGAGAGCGCAACUGUAAAUUAGAUGCAUGCACAUGAGAAGGAAGUCGUCCAACAAAAAAUGGAUAUAUGAGACCUAAGAUUUUAUGAUAUAAGUAACAACUGUAAUAAACUUAUACGAGUAGCA
Messenger RNA from Ruditapes philippinarum (Manila clam), 3719 nucleotides. Its product is annotated as protein DDB_G0287365-like. NCBI's taxonomy places the organism in Eukaryota, Metazoa, Mollusca, Bivalvia, Venerida, Veneridae. The record is from RefSeq and is a predicted model, not a curated record. The coding region runs from base 191 to 3631 and encodes 1146 amino acids. The transcript is spliced from 25 exons.